AUGGCUGAUGUGGGAACACAGCCCCUCACCCUAGGGCAGUUUAUACCUUCUCAGAACAGCAGCCUCACAGCUGUGCAGAGGGGGCUGCCACACCCCCAGGACAUGGGCCUGAUGACAGCACUUGAACCCCAGGGACACGAGAAGUCACUGUCCUGUGACAACACCCUGGGGACUAAGCAAAGACGCACAGAGUCAAGGAGACUCGGAAAGUGGGUCAAAAUGUUAAAAAAUUAUAGUAAAUAUUGCAGCAGUGAGAAGUUCCACCGAAGAUUCUUCAAGGACAUCCCCAGCCAGGUGCGGGGGAAAGUCUGGAUGCUAAUGCUUGAUGUCGACACAAAGAAGGCCCGAAACCCAGGGAAAUUUAAGGAACUAAAGGAUCAGGCCAGACGACAGUCUGGUGAAGUCUAUCACAUUGACUCUGCAGUGCGUGGGACAUUUCGAGAUCAUCUGAUGUUCCGAGAGCAAUAUGGGACUAAGCAGCAGGAUUUGUUUGGAGUUUUAAUGGCCUACAGCAUGUACAACCCUGAGGUGGGCUAUGGCCAGGGACUGAGCCAUAUAGCUGCAAUGCUGCUCAUGUGGCUAAAUGAAGAAGAUGCAUUUUGGGCUCUGGUCCAGCUCAUGGAGAAUGAGAAAUACUCAAUGUCUGGUCUCUACAAACCGGGACUCCCGAAGCUGGAGAUGCUCCAGAACCACCUGGGAGAUCUCGUGCACCGCACCCUCCCUGCUCUGGAGCAGCACCUGGAGAAGCAAGGAGGGGGCCUUGACGACUACACUGCACGGUGGUUCACCCAGUGUUUUCUGGAUGCGGUGCCAUUCUCUCUGGCUUUGAGAAUUUGGGACAUUUUCCUACUGGAGGGACAGCAUGUGCUCACCACCAUGGCACAUGUGGCCUUGAAAUUGCAUCACAAGCGCCUGUUGAAGAUGUCUCAGGGACGUAUCCAGGAGUUCCUCCAGGUGACCCUGAAGCAAGCAUGGGCCCUGGAUGACAAUGCUGUCAUCAAGCAGCUUCAGUCCUCCAAGCAUGAGCUGUCCAAACUACAGUGUCUCAUGCCUCCUGAAGGCAAGUCCUACAGCAUGGAACAUGAGCUGGUCUACAUCUCCCAGAAGCCUAUUCCUGCUACCACCACACCACAGGGUGGGGAGACAGCUCAAGAACUGGGGCCACUGUGCCAACAACAACCUGAGCCUUCAGCUUCACUUGCUGGACUUCCCCCCAUGGAACCAAUGACCUUCUGCCUUGUCUGGGGGAUAGAUGAAGAGGAAAACUCUGCCAAAGAGAACAGCUCAGAGUCCUUGGGCCAAGGGGCCCUAGUGCGUGCUUCAGGGUGUGCAUAUGUGGCCAACCCGGCCAAGACCCCAUGCAGCGUGUGGGACAAGGGGAGGCAGCUCCAGUGGCAUAGUCUGCCCAAUCUCUGUAUGCCUAUCCAAGGCGAAGACAGCCCACCUCCAGAGCUGGGCAGCCAGGAGGGCUUUAGAGCCCAUUCCCUGCCUUUCCUGGAGCCCCUGGGCUCAGAGUCCGUGAAGUCAAUCCCAGCCCCAGGCAGAGGGAUGAAGAUGGCUCCCUGGAAUUACUUCCAUGGGUGCCUCCUUGAAUAUGGUGAUAUUGGCAGACUGGAGCCUCCCCGGGCCAGUGUAAUGAUGAGCGAACAGCCUAACCCGAGGCCCACUAGAGGCCUCUUUUCUGCCUCUUCCCUGUGGAGUUUAUAA
Ochotona princeps (American pika) is the source of this 1707-nucleotide messenger RNA. Its product is annotated as USP6 N-terminal-like protein. NCBI's taxonomy places the organism in Eukaryota, Metazoa, Chordata, Mammalia, Lagomorpha, Ochotonidae. The coding region runs from base 1 to 1707 and encodes 568 amino acids. The transcript is spliced from 12 exons. The record is from RefSeq and is a predicted model, not a curated record.